Molecule: messenger RNA, 882 nt
Organism: Homalodisca vitripennis (glassy-winged sharpshooter)
Lineage: Eukaryota; Metazoa; Arthropoda; Insecta; Hemiptera; Cicadellidae
Product: nucleolar and coiled-body phosphoprotein 1-like
Exons: 3
Coding region: 1-882 (293 amino acids)
Source: RefSeq, a predicted model, not a curated record
AUGUCGUCAAGUGAUGAGGCCGGUGACUGUGCUGACGUUGAGCGGGACGUUGUUAACAGAACACUUUUUGUGCGACUAUUGAGUGAAAAUUCAGUUGUCGUAGAAAAGUCUAAAGUGCCAAGUGUCAUGUGUGCUAAGAAGAAAGCUUGGGAUAUCAUAUGUUCAGAAUAUUCUAAAGCCACCGGGAAAAUAGUUACUCCGGUGCAACUCUCAAAAAUGCUGAACAACAUGAAAACAAAAAUAAAGAAAAAAACUGAUAGAACAGCAACUGGAAACAAAAAAAUUAAACUUAAAGACUGGGAGAAAGAGUUCUUACUGCUCCUUACACAAGAAGAAAAUCCUGUUUUUAAAAAGGUGCCGGGAGCUGCUUCAGUAGGAAUUUGUGAAGAAUAUGAAAAAGUGUCAAGUUCACCUUCAGUUGUUGACAGUGAUGAAGACCCCACUUUCAAUCCUAAUAGACCAACCACUUCUACAGGUAUUCGGGGACUAGGAUUAAAUAGAAUAAAUAUAAGAAUUGAUACAGAAUCGAGUGAAUCUGAUAGUGAUUCGUCUGAAAAUGAAUCACCACGGCAUCAAGGGGCUAGGCCUAACCAACAAGCCCACAGAAUGGUACCUCCCAGACCUAGGCCUAUCAAUAGGGAUGGAAACAAUAGCUCUUCAGAAGAAUCUGAGGAUGGAUCUGGUUGGGUUGAUGUCAAUGAAACCAAUGACACUGAACAUAGGCUAAAGCACUCCAUGGUAAUAAACAUCGGCAAUGACAGCUCCAGUGAAGAGGAUUCGGACAGUGACAGCAGUGACAAUGAAGAGGAAGAACGCGGCAGUAACGUGAGUGGUAUUUUCCCUCUCUCUCCGGUGGCAGAAAGAAUGUUGGGACUUCGAUGA